UCAGUGCCAGAUUUCAAAUGGUUAACAAGAAAACAGACUAAGACAGCCAUCGUAAAUAAAAUAAAAAGAACAAAAAUAAUUGAACAAAAGAACAUUUUUUUGUUUGGCAUUUUUUGCAUUUAGUUCAUUCAAAAGGACAUUGUAAUGCAUACAUAAAAUAAAAAGACUGUAAUUUUAUUGAAUAUUUGAUGAAAAUUCUUGAAAAUCUUUCAUCUGUAUGGAAUAUGGGAAAAUGUAAUGAUCACGUAAAACAUUACGUGUUGACUGAAAAUGAGUGCUACGUUUUAUGUGAAUUAACCAACGAUAAAAACAUCCGGUAUUGUGCAGCUAUACGAUUUCAAUAUGUCUGAGCAACUACAUAAGGGUGAAUAGUGACAAAAGGAUAAGAGUCUGUAAGGUGAUUCAUGUGAACGAGAAAUUAACAAAAGAAGUAGUGGGUGCGUGAUUAAAAAAAAUUAGUGCCACAUACACGUGCGUUAAAAAUGGAUCACGCAGUGAAAACAUCUAAAAUAAAACCAUGGGACAAACUGAGAUUCGAAAACGAAGAGCUCGAAACUCUUUAUCAACGCUAUACAUUGAAAAUGCAGCGAUUUUCUGUUAUUGGCGUUGUGUCGUUAUUCGUUAUUUUUUGCAUGACAAUGAUGACAUUGAGCUAUGUGUUCAGUAGCCUAUUAACAUUACAUAAUAUUUUCAUUUCGUUGAUGUGCUUUCUGUUUCUCAUAAUAUUGGCAUUGCUACAGUUUCGUGUUAUUCAAGAUUCGUAUCUCUUAUCAUUAUCCUAUGGCAUUUUAUUGGUGGCUACAAUCCUAUGUAUAAUGUCAAUGCCGGCAUUAAAUAAAAUUAUACCAAUCGAUACAAAAGAGGAUCUAACGGAAGGUGUAUGGCAAGUGACUUUUGUAGUAUUUGUUACAUAUGUUCUAAUGCCAUUACAAAUCUGGGAGGCCAUAGUGUUUGGUGUUUCUUUGGCCAUCAUUCACAUCGGCUUAUCAAUAUUUCAAAUGUUAACCGAAACACAGCACUACUACGAUUACAGUCCAUUGGUGGCAAAUUCGAUAACAUUUCUAGGUGUUAACAUAUGCGGUUUAAUGGUGAAUGUAAUGAUGGAACGUGCACAGAGACGUGCAUUUCUCGAUACGCGAAAUUUUGUGGCUGCUCGUCUUGAAAUGGAGGAUGAAAAUGAAAAAUUGGAGCGACUGUUAUUGAGCGUACUUCCGAGACACAUAGCAAUCGAAAUGAAAAAUGAUAUUUUAUCACCAGUUAAAACACAAUUUCACAAAAUCUAUAUUCAAAAACACGAUAAUGUAAGUAUCUUAUUUGCCGAUAUAGUGGGAUUUACCGUACUUGCAUCACAAUGCAGCGCACAAGAGCUGGUGCGUUUGCUAAAUGAACUAUUUGGUCGCUUUGAUCAACUCUCAAACGAUCACCACUGCUUAAGAAUUAAAAUACUUGGCGAUUGUUAUUUUGUUGUAUCGGGAUUACCAGAAGGAAGAAUUGAUCAUGCUAAAAAUUGUGUCGAACUUGGUUUAGAUAUCAUUGAUGCCAUUGCAGAAUUUGUUGAUUCCACUGAUGUGAAGCUAUCGAUGCGUGUUGGGAUUCAUUCGGGUCGAGUAUUAUGCGGUGUACUUGGUCUUCGAAAAUGGCAAUUUGAGGUGUGGUCUAACGACGUAACAAUCGCUAAUCACACCGAAUCUGGUGGAGAGCCCGGACGCGUGCAUGUGACAAGGGCUACUCUUGAUUGUCUUGGAGGCGAAUAUGAAGUCGAAGCUGGUUUUGGAUCAACAAGAGAUUCAUACUUACGUGAGCAUGCGAUUGAUACAUUUUUCAUAAUACCACCGAACCAUCGACGAAAGCCAUUACUUAUGAAUACGUUGGGAGUAAGAUCAGCAAUUGGUUCCGCAAAUCGUCGUAAACUGUCGUUUAGAAAUGUCUCAAAUGUAGUAGUACAACUAUUACAUACUAUUAAAUACUCCGUUCCUGUUCCGUUUUCUCAUUUAACCGCACCGAAUUCAAAUUACAUGAGCCCCAGUCAAAAUUCAUCAGUUGUCGGACUAAAUGAAUCAAACAGAAAAUGUGCAGCGGAUAGAUUUAAACGGCCAUUCAAAAAGCGUCAUUCCAGUUUACAUCAUCAGCCCACAAAUCGUGUGAACAAAUUUUUAUCACAAGCAAUUGAAGCGCGUAGCGUUGAUCAUGACAAAGCGGUUCAUGUUAAUCGUUUUACAUUGCAAUUUCGUGAUCGAGAUGUGGAACGAAAUUAUCACAAAGAUAUUGAUUUGGGAUUUUCUGGAGAAUUAGUUUGUAGUUUGUUAUUGUUAAUGCUAAGUACAGCAUUACAAGUGGCCGUUUUUCCAAGAACAUUCAUUUUAUUGUUGCUAUUUUUGACUGCUUUUAUUUGGAUUGCAUCUAUACUGAUGUUGAUGCUUGCAGCACGAUUAAAAUGGAUUUUAUGGGAUCUAUCACAUAGUUUUACAUUACGUUCAGCAAUUAUUGUGUUCACCAUCAUCCUUCUGUAUUCUGUUGGUCAAGUGAAUGUGUUUACGUGUCUUACGAAUUUGCCCUGUAAAAAUGACACAUUGGCGGUUACACUCAAUAAUGGAGGUACCUUUCCACUAACGGGCUACACUUACAGUCACCGUCGAUGCCACCUUCCACAAUACACACAAUUGGCAGCCGCUUUUGCAUUUCUUUCCGCAUCUGUUUUCUUAAGGCUACCAUUUUUAAUUAAAACCGCUUUGGUGUUUCUGAUGGGUGUUGUGUAUAGUCUAUACAUACAGCUAUCACACAUUGAAAUUUUUACGUGCUAUGACGAGCGUGUGAAUUCGUCGAUUCCACAACACACAAUAACACUUUUACGUAUUGUUUUGUUCAUGAUAGCAGUAUUGACACACGGUCGGCAAGUGGAGUGGACGGCACGUUUAGAUUUUCUAUGGCAGUUACAAGCAUCCCAUGAAAAACGAGAAAUGGCUGUAUUGCAAGAAUCAAAUCGUCGUAUUCUAUUCAAUUUACUUCCGGCGCAUGUAGCCAAACAUUUUCUCGAUAAUCAAUUUCGGGGCACGAAUAAUGUUGUUACCGGUGCAUCUGGUGCGAGUAAUACAAUUGGACAAGAUUUGUAUUAUCAGAGCUAUUCAAAAGUCGGCGUGAUGUUUUGCAGUAUACCAAAUUUCCACGAAUUUUACACGGAACUAGAUGGAAAUCAAUUGGGUGUUGAAUGUCUACGACUGUUAAAUGAAAUCAUAGCCGAUUUUGAUAAUCUUCUUGCACAGGAGCGCUUUAUGGCUAUUGAUAAAAUUAAAACCGUUGGUAGUACCUAUAUGGCCGCAAUCGGCCUUAUACCAGAUUACAAAAUGAGCAAUAAUGAUGUUCAUUUAAUUCGAAGACACAUGACAACAUUAUUAGAAUUUGCCCGAGCAAUGCGCGCUUCUAUUGAGAAUAUCAACGAAAACUCUUAUAAUAAUUUUGUAACGCGAAUCGGCAUUAAUAUUGGUCCAGUUGUGGCAGGAGUUAUAGGUGCAUCAAAGCCGCAAUUCGAUAUUUUUGGAAAUACAGUGAAUGUUGCUAGCAGAAUGGAUACCACAUGUAUACCUGGAGAAAUACAAUGUACGCAAGAAGUUGUAGAUAGUUUGCAGGGAUCACAUUUCGAAUUUAGAUGUAGAGGACAAAUAAAAGUUAAAGGCAAGGGUGACAUGAUCACAUUUCUAUUGCUCGAUCAAUCGAGUUCAAAUCAAUACAAUGCAUGCAGAGAAUAUCAAGAAUCUUCUGUGAUUUCACAUACACAAGCUAUGAAAUCUUCGAAUGCCUGCCCAUCUACAUCCAAACACACGUCAUCAAACAUUAGAUUGUCACAACAUUGUAAACCACAUUCAAGCGGAUAUCGACCAAAUGUUAUAAUGAAUGCUGAAAAUCAAAAGAAGAGCUAUAACUACAUGGCCAGUCCGAAUUAUUUACAAUAUGAAAACACUUAUCAGAAAUAUAAGAACAUUUGCCAUAACAAAGACGUGACUAAUUUUCGAGAAGACACAGAAUAUACUCCAAACGAACGGUACACAAAUAUUGAAUUUAAAGCUGAAAACAUUAUGCAGUCGUCUGACGAUGAAGGUGGUUUCGGGCAAAAUGUUCACUACACAAAAAAUCAAUUUAAUCAUCUGAACGGAUGCAAUGUCGUUAAUGGAAAUAUGGCCUACAACUUAAAGGAAAUAGAACCAUUACUGUAUGGAGGACACAUACGUGACCCCAGACAAAAGUAUGAACCCCCACACUAUGCUAAUCCUGGAGCGAUGGCAUCAAUGCAAAAUUCGCAGAAAUCUAUUGAGAAUCAAAAGAUAAAUCAUUGUCACAACAAUAGAUUUAACCAACAUGGAAAUUCGCCGUACCGAAAAGUACCGCCUCCCAUACCAUCAAUGCAACAAUACACAAAACCAUUACCCAAGCUACCAACGCAUAUAGACGAAGGGCCAGAAUCAUCGACUGAAGACAUAAGCAGGCCAUACUCUCCAAGUCUGAGCUCAUCAAAUGAAGACAUUUUGAAACCAACGGCCAGAAUCGGAGAUCGUGGCGAUUUUGAUUUAACGGAAAACAGAGUAAAUACUCAAAACGAUUGGCUUUUAAGAUCCGCGCUCCAAAAUUCAGAGUCAAAUUAUCCACAAUAUCCAGCUAAACUUCCAACAAAUAUGGGUUCCAAGCUUAAUUCCAUCGAUUUGGCAUAUUUGAAAGAACUUGAUUUGAGCUCAACAACUGAAAGUCCAUCAACAUUAGCAGCAACCAACAAGGAAGUUGAGUCUAGUACAAGCUUCGAAUAUCAAGACAACAAUUUAAUACGGUCACCCUUCCAACGGGAAAUUCAACGUCUUCUCGAUUCGUCGGCAUCAAAAGUUACAGUUACUGGAGCAAAUAAAUCCGUGAUGCCUACAAUCGAUGCACACGAUACGAAUGGUGGUUGUUCAUCACAAUCAAAUAUUGAACACGAUACGGUUCAAUCAAUAUUGGGUGGAACAAGCCUAACAAUAUCUACCGUAAAUGGAAAACAUCCAGUAGGACUUGAGGCUAUCAAAGAGAUUGCAAGAAACACAGCUAAUACGGACUCGAAUCAAAUGCAUAUUUCUGAUAUGGAACUAAGUGAAAUUACAAAGGAAGAGAUGGAUAUAAUAAAUGAUCGAAAACGAACAUACUCAAUUAAUGGCAGUCACCGAAUGUUUGAGUUACGAAAUUUUAGCGUAGAAGAAAACGAUGAUGGUGAUAACGAAGGAAUGGAUAAGUCUGAUAUAGUGAAUUCCAAAACAAUUAACGAUAUUUUGAAAUAUGGUGCACAUCAAUCGGUCGACUCAAACCCCAUCGAAACACAGUCUGAAUGGAGUGACGAAGACGAAAGAGAUGAUGACGAAGCAAAAGGUGGCGCUGAAAGUACUGGCUAUAUAACUGAUGAGGCCGGUCUAGAGAAUCUUUCGUUAUUGAAUGCGGGUUGCUUAACAGACGCUGAAGCAGCAUUAUCAGACGUUAAUUCGUGCAAUGCACACGACGACGUAGAUGAUACGUCAAUUUCGAGUCGAGCUAGUUCUCGUUUACUUAGUUUAGACUCGUUGAGUGGCUUUUAUGAUAACGAUCAAGACGCAUCAAAUAAAACACAUGAAAAGGCAAUUAUGAAUGUUUCGUCAAAAAUAACAAACAAGUUCGGUUCACAAGCCCUCUAGAGAAACACAGGUCGUUCAUUUCAAUUUAUAUGACUAUGACUAAUGACUACGAUUAAAAAUUAGAAUAUGAUACUUAUUAAUAUUUGAAGCGUAAAAUAAAUUGUUAUGAUUUGUAUUCUUUGCAAAAACUAUAUACGUUGCUUAACACAAAAUGUGAUUUAGUUAGAUAUGUUGCUUUGUGAAAAAAUUGAACUUUGCGAUUCAUUUCACUUUCGUAAACUAAUACCAUAAUGAUGAAUGAACAUCGCCGGAAAUCAUCACAAAUACAUUUUAAUUUUCUAGAACGGAUGCUCCAAAUGAUCUCAAUGAUAAUGCAAAAAAAAAUAUGAACAGAUCGGCAACUUAUUUUUUAUUCUCAACUCAAUCUAAUUUCUAUCUUCCACGACCAAUGGUUAUAAAUUGCUUAUAUUUGAAAAAUUUUGAUAUGUGAUUAAAUUAAUACUAAUUUUGUGUAAGGAUUGUUUAUCAAAACGCACUUUGCAUUUAGCAAAAAGCACAUCGCUUCAAAUAGUCGAGAGAAAAUUACAUCAUGGAACUACUUUGUUUUUCUAAAGUUUAGAAAUGUUUUUUUUUUUAAGCUGAGAUUGUACUUUGCAUGUUCACACAUUUAUUAUUAAAUAACUUAUUAUUUCGAUUUUUUUUUAAUUUUGGAAUAACAUUAUGUAAUAAUUAAGUUGUAAAAUAGAUUAUAUAUGACUUGGAAUUUUCCAAAACAUAACUGUAAAGCGUAACUGAAACCCAGAAUAUCAAUAACAGUGAUCUCUGUGAAUGGUAUAAAUCAAAUAAAACCGAUAUACCAACUUAAUUUGAAUCUA
This is a messenger RNA of Contarinia nasturtii (swede midge), 6496 nucleotides long. It is a transcript of the gene rut, whose product is annotated as Ca(2+)/calmodulin-responsive adenylate cyclase. Gene Ontology annotation, biological process: intracellular signal transduction; cAMP biosynthetic process; adenylate cyclase-activating G protein-coupled receptor signaling pathway. The record is from RefSeq and is a predicted model, not a curated record. Gene Ontology annotation, cellular component: plasma membrane. Gene Ontology annotation, molecular function: adenylate cyclase activity. Bases 483 to 5681 code for a protein of 1732 amino acids. The transcript is spliced from 21 exons. Lineage: Eukaryota; Metazoa; Arthropoda; Insecta; Diptera; Cecidomyiidae.